This is a messenger RNA of Nothobranchius furzeri (turquoise killifish), 2164 nucleotides long. RefSeq lists its product as uncharacterized. The record is from RefSeq and is a predicted model, not a curated record. NCBI's taxonomy places the organism in Eukaryota, Metazoa, Chordata, Actinopteri, Cyprinodontiformes, Nothobranchiidae.
GGAAGUGCACCAGGAAGUGAAGUUGCUUUGUAGAUUGCACACACGCUGUCGCCUUCGUCUUCAUGAAGAAAAUCAUGGGAGCUUCUUGUUGCUUCCCAGAGUGACUCCAAUGGACCCAAGCAUGAUGUGAAAGAAUGCGUUUCUGUGUCUGAAGGUGGAAGUAGAGACACAAGUGAAGAGUGUGUUAGUUUGAGCCAGUGUGUGUGUGUGUGUGCGUGUGUGUGUGUAAGACCUUGUUUUGUUGCCAUGACAAAAGCUUCGCUGAUCAAACUUAUCCUUCUUGUGAUCCUCGCCUUCAUCAUCUGCCUCCCAGAGUUCUUCAGAACACACUCAGCAUCAAGGGUAAACUUCCUUUGCCUUACUCACCAACUCUGUAAGAUAAAGAGCAACAGGAGGCCUGGAAAAGCUGAAGAAAUGAGAAAAGACAUCUGUGAUGGUUUUUGGAGUCCAGCUCCUGAAACGUGGGAGCAGAUCUGCACCCAGAAGAAUCAAAGCAACAGAACAGAUCUCAGGAUGCCUGAAGCUCAGGGAACCAGAACAGAUCCAGAAAGGAGCUGGUUCCUUUGUGAAGCAGACAAGAACAUGGAGGAACUCUACAACAUCUCAGCUUCAGGUCUCGACACAUAUUUUGAGGUAUCAGUCGAACUCCAACUCAACGAUUCAUUUAUCCUGAAUCUGAAUUUCUACGGCCACAGUAAUGACAGCUCCUUACAUCUCUACCCAACUGAGGAGCACCAAACGGGUGACGAUGAAGGCCAGAGAGAGGCAUUUUACUGCUGUCCUCCUCACGUUCCCACAGCUAAAUCAGCCAAUCAAUGCCUCUGUCACCUUUGGCUCGCCAAUCAAACAGUUUUGACUGGAACAGAAGAGGAAAAGCUGCCAUGGAAACAGCUAGAUAAAGGUGAGUGGUGGUGUGUGUCCAGGGUGAUCUGGUUGUUCCUGCUGUGUGUGGUGCUGCUGACUGUGUUCACCGCUGUGAUCAGACAAAUCAACUGGAGAAAACUCUUGGGCAAAAAGUCCAAGGUACGGCCCAUCAGUCACCACUCUCCCAAUCAGAAACAAAAUGCUGUAGAGAAGAAAUCAGACGCUGAGACCUUAAAAGAAGGAACAAGAAGUUUUCACCAGUCAUAUGGACUUCAGAUUUGUUCAAAACUUCCACCUAUUCAAGAAGCUGGCAGUCAAAGUGAAAUUGAAACUCUACUGGAUGAAAACACAGACCAAAGCGUCACUGGAAAUCUGCACCAUCGUGUUCACAUUCCUACAUUUGUAGAUGUGGUGACAAAGAAGCACCUGAGGAGCUCAGAAAGCAACUUUAGUUCCACUGAAGACAAAUAAAAGUGGCUGCAUCUGAUCCACCUCGAGGUGGAUCUACAUACGGUUAAUUUGACUGUCUCAUCUUCAAGUAUUCAAUACAUAAUUAAAAUGUUUUAACAUUGACAAGCAAGCUGUCCUAAUUCAAAUGAAUUUAAUGCCCUGUAAACAUAUUUCUUCUUUGGUGCAACUAGUUUUGAGUCUGGAAAACUGUAAACAGUUGGUAAAGUUUCCAGCUGAAGAAAACAAAACAUUCUACAAGUUGUUUAUGUGAUAACUUUCUCAUCUACUCUGGAGAAUCUUUAAAAUUAGAGAAGCAGAGAAUAAACACAUUUUUUUCUGUCAUUAAGCUGAAUAAGAAGCUGUUGUAAUCUACAGCCCAUGAGCCACAACAUUAAAACCACCAGGCUCUACAAACCUCAAGGGUUUUGUGGGUCUUGGGCUUUAGUGGUUCAACGGAGUUCCGUUUGUGCUAAAAUAUGUUCGUAUUUGCACUUGUGCAGUCUGAUCAAUAUUUGAAACAGAUGCUAAGUUGAGACAAAACCUGCUUUAAAACCUAUAUGAAGACACCUGAAAAGCACACUGAACAUACUCCGUGUAUAAAACGUGCCAUAAAAAUAAAGAUACCUUGCCUUCUUGCACUAUAUUUUAUUCUUUUCAAUUUGGACAUUUUUACUAUUUAGACUCUUAAUAAAUUAGAUUUAUAAUAUUAAACUUUUUUUUAAAGUUAUGAAAAGGUGGUAGCCGAAGGGUUAGGGCCUGUUUGAUCUUCGGCUACAAAAAGCUAGCUCUCAGUACGUGGAAAGUCACCUCUCUGGUGGGGAAAGAGCCGGAGUUGGUGUGUGAGUUUGAG